GACACCAUUUAUGUCCAUGUGUUCAGACGCGCACGAAAGCAGAAGCGUCCCAGCGCUGAUUCUCAUGCGCUCAGAACUUCGGACAUGGCACCGCUUCUGAAUACCGCUUUCAGAGUCUUCGGAGCUCUUCUAGUGGUUUUCAUACUGAAAAACUCUGCUGACGCCAAGAAGGUAUUGAACAUCAAUGAUAAAGUCAAGGACUUCGUUCAGAAACUGGGAAGACAACACAACACGAAAGUUCUGUGGUGGGACAUGUAUGCCAAGCCAGAGAAGCUCCUCAGUAAAGGAGACUACACAAAGUACCAAGUGUUCGCCAAGGCAGAACCAAUGCGCUACGGUGCGCGGUCUAACGGCACAAAUAUACCGAACACCGUGUAUGUGACGAGGUUCCACAACGAGCAGCCUUCGCAUUCUCAGAAGGUCGUCAUAAAGCGCAAAACGCGCCGAGAGAAGCACGCCUCCUGGCAGUCUACAAAAUCCAUCCACCUCGAUGUCAACGUCAGGACGUCGCUUUCUCUCUCUGGAAUCUUCAACUUCAGAGCCGGCCUCGACUACAGCUACGACCUGACGAGUUCCGAGAGCCACGUGGAAAAGGAAGUCGUGGAGUUUGAAAUCGAAAAAGAGAUAACCAUCCCUCCUCGCACUAUAGUGGAAGUAGAAUGGAUAAUCACUGAAUCUGUUCAGCGCUAUCCGUGGAAAUCGGACGUUCUGCUGGACGGGUGGUUCGCGCUCUUGUUCGAGAAACGCGUGCACAACCACAAUCUCUGGUUCCACCCCAUCGACGUGAUCAAGGACCCUGACCUCAAACUACACGAACCGUCGGGGGUGGUGUUCACCACCGAAGGAAUCGCCGAGGGUGUCAAUUUGAUCACGAAUGAUUUGCGAGUCCGACAGUACCCUCUCGAGGCGGGAACUUCGGCAUCGGCGAACACGACCACCUACCACCUGAAAGGGAGAGACGUUGUGUCCAGGACAAUCAAGGAGACGUCGCUUGCUGGUGCCGAAACUUCGCUCUAGAGCGAGGACGCAACCGUGUCCGCGACAUGUGCUGCACAUCUUUACGAGGAAACUUCAGUUCUGGCCCUCCUAAUUCGAUCAAGUGCACGUGAGACGUACGCAGACAUUCUCUCAUCAGGCAACCGCAGAACCGAUUUCAAUAAAACGUUGAAUUUGUUGAGUUCAAA
Messenger RNA from Dermacentor andersoni, 1184 nucleotides. RefSeq lists its product as uncharacterized. The record is from RefSeq and is a predicted model, not a curated record. NCBI's taxonomy places the organism in Eukaryota, Metazoa, Arthropoda, Arachnida, Ixodida, Ixodidae.